AGAGAGAGAGAGAGAGAGAGAGAGAGAGAGAGAGAGAGAGAGAUUCCAUUCUUCUCUCGCAGCCCUUAAAAUCCAACAAAUAUUAAUAAUAAAAUUAUUAAAAUCCAUGAUAUUUCCCAAUUUAGGAGACCGUUACAAAACAGAAAGACUACUGUGAUUCCUUCUCAUCAUCGUCAUCGAUCGCCAUACUGUUCAGAAUCAUACUACAUUUUCAGAAUUUUACAGCAUGAAUCCCCCAGCAGAUGACCUGGAUUUUAAACCCGAGAAGCUCGGAGAGGAAAAAGAGGGCGGUGCGCAGUUCCAUUGUGACCUAUACGACACAGAUCUCGUCUACAAAACAGCUCAAGAACUCCUGCCCGGUUUAGCCUCAGCCUGUGUAGACAACACAACCGGUGGUCUAUUCAGAAACCCAGCUUCAGUUGCAGUCGACAUCAGACGAGAAAUGGUGGACUAUCUCAUCCAAAGAAGCGAAAACUACGUAGCCGAAUCCGUUGUUGUUCUAGAAGGAGGUGCGAAUGCAGAAAUGUCCGACGACCCUUAUGACAUCAUCUCUGACUUCAUCGACGAUUUCGCAAGCUCCAAACGGAACUUCUUCAGCAAAGUUUCGGGCUGGCUUCUGAGCGAAAGAAGGGAGGAUCGAAUAGACGACUUUGUGCAAGAAAUGGAGAUUAACGGGUUCUGGCUGCUGAACAGGAGAGAAUCGGUUGCGCAGACCCUCUUGAAGAACGUUGAUUUCAAGAAUAUACAUCACUGCAGCAUGAAUUUUAAGUCUGCCGAAGAUGUGGAGGAGCAUAAGUUGAGUUGCGGUUUCAGGACUAUGAUAUGCACAAACGAGGGUUGUAAUGCGAGGUUCACCGCCGCUCAAAGUGACCAGCAUGAUUCCGUGUGUCCUUUUAAGAUACUUCAGUGUGAACAGAAAUGCGAGGACUUUAUAAUGAGGCGUGAGAUGGAUAGACACUGUAUAACUGUUUGUCCGAUGAAGCUUGUCAAGUGUCCGUUUUAUUCGGUGGGUUGUCACUCGUCUGUUCCACAGUGUAAAACGGAGCAGCACCGGUCGGAGGAUCUCAGCUCUCACUUGCUUUAUGUUCUGCAUGUUUCUCACAAGGAAGCUUCGACGGACGAUCUUAAGAUACGGGUUGAGGAACUGAUCCAGAUAUCUUCUCCUGGACAACUGGCAGUACCUCGUGAUGCACGAUCUUUAACCUUUGCUAUUAGGCCUCUCGAAGCAAAACUCGGGCCGUUAAAAAUCAACACUACUGCAAAGAGCAUCGACGAGGUCAAAGAAGUGACCACUGAUAAAGAUGAGGAGUCGGCCAAAGAGGUCAAAGAGUUGAGUACUGAUAAAGAGGAGGAGCCGGCCAAAGAGGUCAAAGAUUUGACUACUGAUAAAGAUGAGGAGUCGGCCAAAGAGGUCAAGUCCGAAGAAUCCCCAGCAUCAGAGAGAGAUGAGAGUGUGAACAACUCACCCUCGAAAUCCGAAUCACCGCCUAAUAACGAAAAAUUCGCUCAGUCGGUCGAAAAAUUGGAAAAAGAGGAAGGUGUGAACAAAGCUGAAAUCGAGACUGGGAAAGAAAAAGUGGCUCAACCUGUUAUUAAACACGAACAAUUAACAGAAGAAGAAAAGGAGCACAUGCAUUCAGCUGCCAACAGGGACAAUCAUGAUGACUCAGUCGAAAAAUCGGAAAAAGAGGAAGGUUUGAACAAAGCUGAAAUCGAGAUUGGGAAAGAAAAAGUGGCCGAACCUAUUAUCAAACAUGAACAUGUAACAAAAACAGAAGAAGAGCAGACAUAUUCAGUUGCCAACAGGGACAAUGAUGCUGACUCAGAUGCUAAGAAAUCAUCCAAUUGACAACCAUCCAUUCAAUUCAACACUUGUUGAAGAACAAGAUUUUCUUGGAUGAGCUAAUUUUGGAUUCAAGAUGUAAGUAGGGUCUCGAAAAACACAUUUCAAUUUUACUUUCUUACGAUCAACGGAUUUCGACUUUCUCCUCUUCCAUUGUUUUUUAAUAUACCGUAUACGAAUAGGCUUGUUGUAGUUGAUGCUUGUGAUGAGUCUUGCACUUGUAUUGAUUGAUUGGCUUUGAGCUUUUCAUUAAAGGGCUUCCAUGGUGCCUUUAUGACAGCCAUGGAUUUUGACCUUUUCUCGUAAAUGUAGCGAUUUUUUUCUUGUCACCG
Molecule: messenger RNA, 2175 nt
Organism: Erythranthe guttata (spotted monkey flower)
Lineage: Eukaryota; Viridiplantae; Streptophyta; Magnoliopsida; Lamiales; Phrymaceae
Product: TRAF-like superfamily protein
Molecular function (GO): zinc ion binding
Source: RefSeq, a predicted model, not a curated record